AUGAUGAUGACUGGCCGUGUGCUGCUGGUGUGUGCCCUCUGCGUGCUGUGGUGCGGUGUCUGCGGUGGUGGACGAGCUGAAACAACUCCAGCAGCUUCUCCGGGUAAUACGUCCGACGGGAACACUCAAAACGAUUCCACAGGUGUCGCUGGAGGAGGUGUCCAAAACGGUCAACAGGCAGCGCAACAAGCAGCAGCACCAACGACGUCAGAAUUACCGGGUACGCCACCGAGCCCAUCACUGGCACCACAAUCCGGAGGAAAAGCAUCAGAAAAGGCAAGUGAAACGAUUGAAAAAAAGGAUCAAAAUACAGAAGAAAAAAAGAAGCAAGAAAAAAAGGAGGAAGAAGAAGAGAAAGAGGAAAAAGAAGAAGAAGAACCUGUUACCGGCACCACGGAGGGGAUCUCAGCAGGCGGUCAAGAGCAGCCAAGUUUAUCUUCUGGUGCGGAGGGAGCAUCGAAUAUAACAAAUCCCAACAGCACACCAACAACUGGAGACGAUGAUCCAGCAGCUGAUGUUGCAGGGACAGCAGAGGGAAAACAAAAUGAGAAUAAAGAAUCCAAUCCGAAAGAAACACCAGUCGAAUCCACAGCCAUGAAAACUACAACGGCGACGACUGGCGACAGUGACGGCAGCACCGCGAUCUCCCACACCACCUCCCCUCUUUUGCUUCUUCUUCUUGUUGCUUGUGCGGCUGCGGCUGCGGUGGUGGCCGCGUGA
Trypanosoma cruzi is the source of this 720-nucleotide messenger RNA. Its product is annotated as mucin-associated surface protein (MASP), putative. The transcript has a single exon. NCBI's taxonomy places the organism in Eukaryota, Euglenozoa, Kinetoplastea, Trypanosomatida, Trypanosomatidae. The record is from RefSeq and is a predicted model, not a curated record. The coding region runs from base 1 to 720 and encodes 239 amino acids.